CUACUUUUGUCCUUGGGGGCCGUCGUGCUCCAUGUACCGUGGAGAGUCUCGUACGUACACGCAGUUCCCAAGCGCUGGUUGCUAACGUGUGCAUUAGCAUCCAUGACUGGUUAAUAACUGUUCCCAUCUCGCUUUCAACCUCAAGUUUUACGGCCCUCUACCCAACACGUCAGGCGUUACAAUAGGCCUGGUCUUCACUACACUUCCUCGAUAUCCGCAUUGACAUCCUAAAAUGGAGACCUACAACGGCCACGUUCGCACACCCGCCGACGCCAUAUUACUCUUCGAAGCCUGUCGGUUAGGUCUACUCCCCCGAGUACAGCGGCGCCUGUCAGAAAAAGAACGGCAGCAGAUCAAGUCUGGAUCCGUCUUCGUAUGGGAUGAAAGGGAAGCAGGCAUGCGCCGCUGGACAGAUGGCAAGUCGUGGAGUGCCAGUCGCGUUUCUGGCAGCUUCCUGACCUACAGAGAAAUGGAGGGCAAACGGGGCAGUUUUCCCCCAAAUGGGCAAGGACAGAGAAGGACAGAUGGCAGAUCGCCGGAUCCCUCAGCGAAUGGGGAAUCAGAAGGAGAAGGCCCUGACGGUUAUCGGUACAAGCCGGAUGGUCUGAUGAAGCAGUCGUUCAGCAUCACCACUCAGAGCGGACAGCACCUCCACUUGAUCAGCUACUUCUCGCGCUCACAUUGCGGCAGCCUGAUGCAACCCACACAGGACCCCACACUACGGCACAUCCGGCCUCCUAGGAACAUGUAUCCUGAAUCAACAGUGAACGAGAGCCAGACUGUGCCCGCCGUCACUCGUGGCCCAAUGCCCGAAUCUCCAUAUGGAGCCGGUCCUCAGCCGGUAGGGUCGCAAUCGCCAUACAAUCGUCCUGGCCCCUCACCGCAGAUUCCUGUGUUGUUCUCCCCUUAUCCAGGUCCGCCUACACCGCCUUACCAGCCCACAACCUACUUCAUCGGUCAUCCUGGCGCGCAUAUCGCAUAUCCAGGUGGUGCUGCAGUCUUUUAUCCCCCUCCCGGCUAUGCUCACCCGCAUCCGCAAGCAAUUGCCCACAUGGAGCGCCUCCCGCCUCACCUGACGCACGCAUAUCCACCGGUCAGCCACCCAGCGUUCGCAGGACACCCGCAUGCGCAUCCUCUCCAACCACAAUACUUGCUGCAACCACGCCCUCUGCAAGUUUCGGAGCACCCACAUACCCCGCAUUACCCAAAACCACAGCCAGCAAAUUACCAUACGCCUCCUCACCAUCAACAACCGCCGCCCCCACCACCCAACGUUCCCGAAAUCCCGGAGCAAGGGCCCAUCCUCCCCGCCCUUAACGUCCCGAACAACAUUGACAAACCAUCUACUCCGCAAUCUGCAGACCACCGACCCGAACUCGCGCAAUCCCAGUCUCGAUCCAGCGUCACAGAGACGAAUGGCGCGUCGACACAGCCCGGUGCGACUACUGCAGCUCCGUCGCCCAACAGGACCAUUCCGAAUAUCCAUACCCUGCUUAACAGCCAUACUCCCGAGCACAACGGUGCCACAAAUACCAACGGCGACGCAGCCAGCAAGUCUAUCCCGAAUCCCUCAGCGACCUCCCGUUCUGGUAGCCGUAGCCCAGGUGCGGCUCAGCAACCCCCACGUGAGAUGGUUACGGCAGCGAAUAGUCGGGCGGCGGACACAGUCGCGAUUUCACGGCUCAAUUCGACGUUCCUGUAGGAGACUACAUUCAUUGGUCGCUCAGCUGCUAGCUGAUAGCGGCUGAAGUUGACCAUCAUGGCACGUUUCUGUUUCAGGGAGGGAGGGCGGAUCUGCACGAUUGAUGACGGUGGCUUCUUCUUUCUCCGCCAUAGCAUGGGUCAGGGGGAGGUUCCGCUGCAUGCAUGCACAUAUGGAUGGCGUUUUACCUAGUCCAGCAUUUGACGGUGGGCUUCUUAUUUCUUCCUCUUAUGGGGUUCGCUGAAAAGGGCAGUUAUGGCGUUGUAUUGUAUGAAUAUAUAUGGUAUGGUGUAGUUUUUUUUUCAGGCAUGGGAGCGGUCAUAGCGCUGUAGCUACAUGUCAUGGUAGUCAGUCAGUAGCAAGGAAUGCAUGCACUGCGUCCCAAUGGCGCGGUACGUCUUGCUUAAGCCGACCUUGUCUCCUGUGCGUCUUUAGAUAUGC
Messenger RNA from Westerdykella ornata, 2143 nucleotides. RefSeq lists its product as uncharacterized. Gene Ontology annotation, molecular function: DNA binding. NCBI's taxonomy places the organism in Eukaryota, Fungi, Ascomycota, Dothideomycetes, Pleosporales, Sporormiaceae. The coding region runs from base 233 to 1702 and encodes 489 amino acids. The record is from RefSeq and is a predicted model, not a curated record. The transcript has 2 exons.